CUUCGUAGCCGUUGUGGUUUUAUUUCCGGGGUUGUCUCCUCAAAAUAAGUCAUGAAGCAUGCUAGCUAGCUAACCUAGCAGCUAAAACAUUCAGAAGUGCGAAUGUGUAACGUUACAGUGAGUUUUAGCUGUGUUUGUUAGAGGCAGCGUCAGCGUACUCUGAAAUGACUUAACUUGAGGAAACGGUGGUUUUAGCGUGUUGCUGGAACAUAAAGAGUAUCAGCAGAAGAUGAUAGAACCAGAGCUACUCACUGAGGUGCCUGCAGCACUGAAGCGACUAGCCAAGCAGGUUGUAAGGGGUUUCUACGGAGUGGAACAUGCCUUGGCCCUGGAUGUGCUGAUCCGCAACCCAUGUGUACGUGAGGAGGACAUGCUGGAGCUGCUCAAGUUUGACCGUAAACAGCUGCGCUCGGUACUCAACACCCUGAAGGCAGACAAGUUUGUCAAAUGCCGCAUGAGAGUGGAGACGGCUCCCGAUGGCAAGACAACGCGGCAUAACUACUACUUCAUCAAUUACAGGGUACUGGUCAAUGUGGUCAAGUAUAAAUUGGAUCACAUGCGGCGGCGCAUCGAGACAGAUGAGCGAGACUCCACCAACCGUGCCUCCUUCCGGUGCCCCUGCUGCUCCUCCACCUUCACUGACCUCGAGGCAAACCAGCUGUUUGAUCCCAUGACAGGUACAUUUCGCUGCACCUUCUGCCAAACAGAAGUAGAAGAGGAUGAGUCCAUCUGUCCUGAUGCCAGGACACAGGUGGCACGCUUCAAUGAGCAGAUCGAACCCAUCUACGCACUGCUACGUGAGACCGAAGAUGUUAACUUGUCCCAUGACCUGCUGGAGCCUGAGCCUACUGAGAUCCCUGCCCUCAAACAGAGCCGUGAACGUGCUGCAGCAUCCGGACUAAACUCAGGCCAACACCGGGAGGCCUGGUCUAACAAAGGCUCAUCCUACGCUGACCUGUACACCCAGAAUGUGGUUAUCAGCAUGGAGGAGCAGGACGCCCAGCAGAAGCAGGCCAGUGAGGGCAAGGAAGUUAAAGAGAGGCCCGUCUGGUUGACCCAGAGUACUGUGCAGGGUGCUUACAGCGAGCCUGACAUCCUCCAGAACAGUGGAGAUGUUGUACCUGGAGCCCAGGAUGGAGCUGCUGGGCAUGGAAUUGGUCAGGUAGAUGAAAACGAGGAAGUGAUGCGUGCCUUGCUCAUCCAUGAGAAGAGGGGCGUGGCAGGGGCAGGAGCAGGUGGAGCGAGCACUGCUACAAAGGGGCUCGUCUCCGCCACAGCUAAUGCCAGCGACUCAGAGAGCGACACCAGCGAAUCAGAUGAUGACUCUCCCUCAGGUCCUGCCCCCGCCGCAGCUGCUCAGAAUCGGGCCAACGACGAGGAGGAAGAGGACGACGAUGAGUUUGAGGAGGUGGGGGAUGAGCCGAUGGUGACGGUGGGAGGCCGGUCUUUCUCAUACCGAGAGGUCAGCCAGAGGCCGGAGCUGGUGGAGCAGAUGACUGCACAGGAGAAGGAGGCCUACAUUGAAAUGGGACGAAACCUCUUCCAGGACAUGUACUUCUGAACACACACACUUUUAUAAAUAUGUUACACACAUAAUGAAACACGUUGAUGAAUUGGCUUUGAGUUCCCGAAUGUAUACUUUACUGCAGUCUCACACUAUCGCUGGUGAUAUCUGAGGAAAUGUUUACGUGCUGCUCAAGAAGUAUUUACAGUCAGCUUCAGGCUCUUGCAGAGCCAACGACAUGCUUCGACAGUGUUGCCUAAGUGAUCACACCUUUUAGUAUUCUGUCCUAAGUAUUUUUAAUUCUCAGUCACCAAACCAGAAGGUAGCUGGCCAGCUGCAGUUUGUGCCAAUUAGUGUUUUUGUUAGUCUGUUUUAUUUUCAUUUCAGCUAUAAGUUUAACAUACUGUCUGCAUCAUGUAUCUGAAGGAACAGACAAGCUUCAGUUAUAAUCAAUGCACAUCAGUUGAAGUCCGCCCCCCCCCCCCACACACACACACACACACACACAAGUCAUUUUUUAUUGGGCCGUGAGCUCUGCCAAAAGACAUAGGCAGAGCAAUAAUGUGGCUGACUGUACGCAGUGUGACACUGAAGCUGCCGACGUGCUGUUUUCCAAAUAUUUUCAGUUUUUCUGAAAAGAAAUCAGACUGGAUUUAAAAGCUCAUCUCAGGCAAAUGUUGAAUACAAGAGGAUAUGGUUGAAUUGUUUUGGUUUACAAUUAAAAAAAAAAUUGUUAUUCUGAACUAUCUGUAAUAAAAAGAUACUGCAGUACAGCAAUAUGCAUGGACUAAUGAUAAUGUGUACAUAGUGAUGAAUGAAAGCAUCGUGUACUAGCAAUUUACCCUGACAAGCAGUUCAGAAUAUAGAAGUAAGGGGGCACUGUGACAUUUGUCUUGUGGACAAAACGGAGUCUAUUGUGGGUGCUCUAAAUUAUACCCCCAAAACUAUGGGUUACUAUGUUGUUUAUGUGUCUGCAUCCUACAACACGGACCUUAGAUCUCUUCAACUGUUGGCUAGAGAGACAGGGCUCUAACCAUUUUAAAUGAUUAAUAUUAAACAAUAUAAGCAGCAACAGAUAAUGAGACUUGAUUGAAAUAUGUUUCACCGACAGUUAAACCAUGAUGAAACAAGGUGUGUACAUCAUUUGCAGUUCAGUGUUUUUUAUUUUAUUUUUAUUCUUUUGCAUUAAUCUUCGCUUCACAAAAAUACAUUUAAUUUUAAACAUCCGCGACACAUCUGUUUGCUUUAAUUCUCUACACAGCAUAAUGCCUCCUAAUGUGUCAAAAGGCCCAUGGUCCCGCCACUUUUCUCCUCCUAAUGCACAAGUUAAACUAAUGUGAUGCUCUCAUUACAGCCUGGCAUCAAAUAUACUUGUGUUCAGUACUGCGAGAGACUGGGUUAUUGUGGUUAUUUUUUUGUGUUCCAAAUUAUUAACACCUUUUCUUAUAGAACAUUAAAUAAGAACAAUAUUACAAUAUUUGUCAUAUUUUAUCAUUAUAAAAUACAUUUCUAAUAAAUGUGAAAUAUGUGAUAAAUAUAUCCCUUGUUUGAGCGGGACCUACUGCUGUCAGUGACAUUCACCAGCUGCAGCUACAGGAUUUGAUUUCCCAUUUAAAAAUGUGAUAUGUUUAACCGAUAAAAGAUUUCAUACAGUA
Messenger RNA from Micropterus dolomieu (smallmouth bass), 3159 nucleotides. It is a transcript of the gene gtf2e1, whose product is annotated as general transcription factor IIE, polypeptide 1, alpha. Bases 230 to 1561 code for a protein of 443 amino acids. The transcript has 6 exons. Gene Ontology annotation, biological process: transcription initiation at RNA polymerase II promoter; transcription open complex formation at RNA polymerase II promoter. The record is from RefSeq and is a predicted model, not a curated record. Lineage: Eukaryota; Metazoa; Chordata; Actinopteri; Centrarchiformes; Centrarchidae. Gene Ontology annotation, cellular component: transcription factor TFIIE complex.